UUUAAAUAGGCACUUGAAAAUUCCAACGUCCCAGAUAACCUACCCCUGCCAAACAUUUCAUCCAUGCAAGAAGUAACCAUUUACGCAGUCAAAUCUGGUUGUGUCAUCUUCUAUCAUAAUUUCUUACUACACUUUACUGAUCUCCUCAUGAAUCUUCAAUUUCUUGCUCCCAUCUUAAGCUCAAAUUUCUGUGUCCUACACGCAGAAAAACACAAAUCAAACAAGCACAAUGGCAGCUCGCUGCUUGAACCCACCCAGGUUAUCUAGCACUGAAGAUGACACUAUGAUACUAUUUUCAACCUCUAAUUCUCCUCAAGACUCCAUCUCCAUCAGCCCGUCUUCUUCUUCAUAUCAUUCUUCUGUCUCCACUACUUCUGGUAAUCAUAAACUUUCUGUCACCAAUCUCUCCUACACUCUUCACCCACAUAAAUCCACACCCUUUUCAUUCUGUCUCAUGCCUCAGAAGCCCAAGCCUCUGCAUAUACUCAAUUCAGUCUCUUUUUCUGCCAAAAGUUCUGAGAUUGUUGCUGUUGUUGGUCCUAGUGGCACGGGGAAAUCCACUCUUCUUCGUGUCAUCGCAGGGCGAGUUAAAGACAAAGACUUUGAUCCUAGAAGCAUAUCGAUCAAUGAUCAUCCAAUGACAAGUCCAGCUCAGUUGAGGAAGAUCUGUGGGUUUGUGGCACAAGAGGAUAAUUUGCUUCCUCUGUUAACCGUGAAAGAAACCUUAAUGUUCAGUGCCAAGUUUAGGCUAAAGGAAAUGUCAUCAAAGGAUAGAGAAGUGAGGGUAGAGACUUUGAUGCAAGAGCUUGGGCUGCUUCAUGUUGCUGAUAGCUAUGUUGGAGAUGACGAGAAUAGAGGGAUUUCUGGUGGGGAGAGGAAAAGGGUAUCUAUAGGUUCUGAUAUGAUUCAUAAUCCUCCUAUUUUGGUCCUAGAUGAGCCAACCUCAGGCCUAGACAGUUCUUCAGCUCUUCAAGUGAUAGAACUUCUUUCAUUGAUGGUUCAGUCAAAGAGAAGGAUAGUGAUUCUUUCAAUUCACCAACCCAGCUAUAGAAUAUUGCAGUACAUUUCUAGGUUCUUGAUCCUGUCUCAUGGCUCAGUUGUGCACAACGGUAGCCUGAGAUCACUUGAGAAAACCAUUACCAGGUUGGGAUUUCAGAUUCCAAUGCAACUCAAUGCUUUAGAGUUUGCCAUGGAAAUUAUACAGAGAUUGGAAGAUUCAAAAAUUUCCACUUAUGAUAAUGACAUUUGUCCCGUGCAAGACAAGGAAGAAGAAACUGGUGAGGUUCAUAAUUACACAAGUGAUGAUAACAGCAAAAAGAUUUGCAGUGCCUGGUAUUGGAGCUUGAUUGAGAUCUUGUUUCUCUGCUCAAGAUUUUGGAAGGUCAUUUACAGAACAAAGCAGCUUUUCUUGGCCAGAACAAUGCAAGCUCUAGUUGGCGGGUUUGGGCUUGGAAGUGUUUACAUAAAGGUGAGGAAGGAUGAAGGAGGAGUUGCAGAAAGACUAGGCCUGUUUGCAUUUAGCCUGAGCUUUCUGCUUUCUUCCACAGUUGAAGCACUUCCAAUAUUCCUUCAAGAGAGAUGUGUUCUAAUGAAAGAAGCCUCAAGAGGAGCAUACAAAAUUUCCUCUUACAUGGUGGCAAACACUCUUGUCUUCUUUCCUUUCUUGUUUGUAGUGUCCAUACUUUUCUCAGUCCCUGUGUACUGGAUCGUAGGUCUCAACCCGUCCUUCUCAGCCUUUGCCUUCUUCAUCUUCAUCGUCUGGCUUAUAGUGCUCAUGGCAAGUUCUCUGGUUCUCUUCUUAAGUGCAAUAUCUCCUGAUUUCAUUUCUGGGAACUCCAUGAUCUGCACUGUGCUGGGAGCAUUCUUUCUAUUCUCAGGAUACUUCAUUCCAAAAGAGAGCAUCCCCAAGUACUGGAUUUUCAUGUACUAUGUGUCACUGUAUAGGUACCCUCUGGAUGCAUUACUCACAAAUGAGUAUUGGAAUGUUAAGAGCGAGUGUUUCUCAGAAGGAGAAUCAGAUUGCUUGCUUACUGGUUUUGACGUGCUCAAGAGUAGAGGACUUGAUACAGAUACAAGGUGGAUGAAUGUGAGCAUCAUGCUUGGCUUCUUUGUUCUGUAUCGUGUGCUUUGUUGGGCUAUUCUUGCUAGAAAGGCUUCCAAGGCAACCAUAUAGGCAUAGCAAGAUCUUUUCUUUUCUUAUUUUGGGAUUAUAAGCAUUACAGUACUCAUAUCUGAUAUCUCAUCAUCAAAACAAAACCCAGUAAGUAAAUUCCAACUUUCUUAGAGGUCUGGGGUUAAAAGUCAGCCAAAGAUCAGAAACGCCUGAAUAAAUACCAUAUAUAUAGCACCUAUUCAAUCUCAAGCACCAACUUUUAUGCAUUACAUCUUUUAGACCUACACGUUGAUGCUGUCCUAUUUUCAAUAUUUGUAUAUAGAAUAUACAUAUAUGGAUAUAUAAUAUAUAUAUGGAGGGUGCAUUUAAGGGUUAGGAUGUGAAGACUGUUUGGAAGAUCUGGUAGUGAGAGAAGGCUUCAUCUGCACAAUAUGUUCGUCACUGACUCCCAUCUUCAUGGCGUACCAUCCGGCCUCGAAGAAGCGUUUGACGGCAUCUUCCAUGUAGGCUUUACCUUGCUUCACAGUCAUUUCCUUCCCUAUAGUUUGAGGGUAACUGGUGAAGAUGUUGUCUCCUUUCAACACUGCUGCUAGCUGUAUCAACUCUUGCUGAAAUUCACUCACCUUUGCUUCUUCAUUUGGUCCCCCUUUUCUUAUCUUCACUGGGGUUGGAAGUUUCUCUGCGCAGAACAAUUUUCAUUUUUAAUCAUAUGAUUCUCUGAUAAUAAUAUAUCUCCUGUAUAUCAUUAUUUUUAUCUUGAUAUUUCAAAUUAUUUGGGUCUA
Molecule: messenger RNA, 2895 nt
Organism: Prosopis cineraria
Lineage: Eukaryota; Viridiplantae; Streptophyta; Magnoliopsida; Fabales; Fabaceae
Product: ABC transporter G family member 23
Exons: 2
Coding region: 230-2173 (647 amino acids)
Cellular component (GO): membrane
Molecular function (GO): ATP binding; ABC-type transporter activity; ATP hydrolysis activity
Source: RefSeq, a predicted model, not a curated record